AUGGGGACGUAUCUGGUGUCGCGCGGCGGCGGCGGCAGGAAGUAUCAGUCCUUCUACGCGCUGCCUUUCAGCUCGAGGGUGGUGGACGCGACGCUGGCGCACGCCUUCUUGUCGGCCAUCGCCGCAGGUUUGUACAAGGGCGACCCCCUUCGGAGCGCGGCAUCGGACGGCACCUGGCGCCUCGCGACCGAAACGGGUGAUGCGGCCAUCUGGGUGCACAUCCACCAGACGGCGCAGACCGCGCAGUGCAUAAAUCGCAUGUACCGCGCAUCUCCGUGCGGCAGCGCCGACGGCGCGGGGUCGCUGGUGUUGAUGCCAACGACGGUGCACGCCUACUCAUGCUUCGGCGGCGUCGACACGCAGAACAUGCAGCUACUCAGCAGCUUCAACUCCAUCGUGAAGCAGACGCUGAACGCGUCUUUCCUUGGCAUCCGCCAGCAGAACCUGGAUGACGUGUAUGCAGUGUACACCGGCACCCUGGGGUCUGUAUUCAGCGCCAUGACCGCCUGGGUGGCGGCACUGGGCAUUGCGUUCUUGGUGAUGAGCGCGCGCCGCGCACGCCCGCUGUGGCGGCAAUUCCAGGCGUCACAGGAGGGGGCCACAGCGGAGGGGGUUGGGGGCACGUGA
Monoraphidium neglectum is the source of this 627-nucleotide messenger RNA. RefSeq lists its product as hypothetical. The transcript is spliced from 3 exons. Bases 1 to 627 code for a protein of 208 amino acids. The record is from RefSeq and is a predicted model, not a curated record. NCBI's taxonomy places the organism in Eukaryota, Viridiplantae, Chlorophyta, Chlorophyceae, Sphaeropleales, Selenastraceae.